Messenger RNA from Echinostoma caproni, 201 nucleotides. NCBI's taxonomy places the organism in Eukaryota, Metazoa, Platyhelminthes, Trematoda, Plagiorchiida, Echinostomatidae. The record is from the annotation of a GenBank genome assembly.
AUGUCUGCCACGAACGAACCGGACACUGCCAGCCCUGUAGCAUCGAUCAGUUCAAUCGAUGAGCUGAGUACCAUCCCAGUCGGUUUGGAAGGGGAGGAUCUAUCCAAAUCGACCGGGCGUGCGGUAACUGAAAAGGCAUUCAAUGCAAUCAAGGAAUACUUGCAGUGCGAAUUGGAAGGUGAGGUUUUGGCAUCUCGAUAA